Molecule: messenger RNA, 4263 nt
Organism: Sebastes umbrosus (honeycomb rockfish)
Lineage: Eukaryota; Metazoa; Chordata; Actinopteri; Perciformes; Sebastidae
Gene: frmpd2
Product: FERM and PDZ domain containing 2
Exons: 30
Coding region: 463-3831 (1122 amino acids)
Cellular component (GO): cytoskeleton
Molecular function (GO): protein binding
Source: RefSeq, a predicted model, not a curated record
GCCAGUGUGUACGAUUUGGGGGAUCUAUUGGCAGAAAUGUAAUAAGUGGCCAAUCAGGUACUAAUGGAAAGUGGGACAAUUAAUGUGUCAGUUGUGGUCGAAACAUCAGAUUAACACAGUCCUUUGCUGCCCCAUCUGCCGUCAGCUUGCCCUGCAAAUCCAAUUAUGUUCUUAUGUCCCCCAGUCUAAAAAUAGUUGAAAAUGAAGCAAAACGCUGAAGCAACACGUCAUUAGUUGAGAGACCGUGGCAAACGAUGUUACGGAGCUGAUGUGUCCGCUGUGUGGAGACGAUGGAGAUGGUGUGACAAGCUGCCAUGACGGACAGUAGCACUCGGCCGAGGGAAAGGAGGGUGGAAUGGCAGCAGGGGGAUGCAUAGGAGGAAGAAGGAUUAGGUUCAGAGUGGCGAAUGUCUGAAGGAACUUAAAGAGGAAUAUUUUCAGAUACCGGAUGAAAUAAGCAGGAUGGGUACAUUUGUGACCCUGGCGGAAGUGUUGGAGGCCCGGGGUUCAAAACUGGACGAGGAUGAGGUCUGGUGUCUUUUGCUCGCCACCACUGAGGCCUUACUGGACAUUUCCAAAAAAGGUUCAGGCAACAUGUGCAACGUGCUGAGCCCAGGCUCGGUGCUGCUGUCAGCCAACGGGAGUCUGGCCUUCAAGAGCUGUGCCCGAUACGAAGACGUGGCCUCCUUCACAGCGCCAGAGAUCCAGCAGGGUCACGCUGCCUCCACCAGGACUGCAGUCGAAAAGAUGGUUGCGUACUCACUGGGGAUGACUCUUUAUUGGUGUGUUGAUUAUCAUCUACCUCAAAACCAGCCGGUCCAGCUGAGUGCAGAGCUGGAGGGUUUGCUGCUGAGCAUGUGCGAGGACAUAGUGGUCAGACGGACCGACCUGCUCACGGUGCUGGAGACCUGCGAGCUUCACCACAGGGCCUCGAUGCUGCCUCCUCCCGAACGACUCGUCAGGCAGCUGGUAGAAGACGUCUACAGAAACUCGGUUGAUCAUGUGUCCAUGGCUGAAAACGGAUCCCGGCUAACAGACCGCAGUCAAAUGAUCAGGGACAGAUUACACAGAGGCUCUUUUAGCAACUCAACAUGGGCGCUGAAGAAAAAGAUUUCUAGAACAUUCUCCGGAGCAGCUUAUCCAUGCGAGCCCACAGGCCCCUGUAGUCCGUACAUGGAUGGUAAUCGAAACGCCAACUCGAGAUCCCUCGCACAGUUCGAUUCCUCGAUGAGUCUGAAUGACAAGAAAGUGAAGGACAUGGGUCCUGAGUUUAUUAGAAUGUUAGAUGAGCCGCUGGUUGUCUUGGAGCUGCCUGGAUCCAUCGUGUCAAAGAAAGGGAAAUCUCCAAUCACUCAGAGAGAGCUGAGUGUGGUGAUGCCAAACGGUCAGAGCAUCCUGGUCAAGUGUGAGGUGAAAUCCAGAGGAGGGGACGUCUUUGACAUGAUUGUGGCUCACUCCAACCUGGUGGAACAUUUCUACUUUGGCCUUGCUUAUAUUGACGAUAAUGAGUUUUACUUUGUGGACAACGAUACCAAGAUUUCCAAAGUUGCUCCAGAUAGCUGGAAGAAAGUGCCUACAACCACCCUUGUCCUUUUCUUCAGGGUCAAAUUCUUUGUCAAUGACAUUUCUCUUCUUUUGCAAAAACAGACCCGCCACAAGUAUUACCUCCAGCUCAGGAGAGACCUUUUGGAGGACAGGCUGUCCUGCCAUGAGGAGACGGCUCUGUACCUGGGAGCUCUGGCCCUGCAGACGGAGUGUGGAGACUGCAUGCCUGAGGUAUAUGGUAGGAACUACUACCGCCCUGACCAGUAUGUCUCCAAGAGCGUGAUGGAGAAACGUGCCUUGCCUCACAUUCAGGGGGAGCUGCUACGACUUCACACCAACAACGCUCAGAUGCUCACCGACGAAUCAGAGCUCGAGUUCCUCAAGGUGUGUCAGCAAUUGCCUGAAUACGGCGUGUUGUUCCACCGUGUGAUGCGUGAGAAAAAGCCCUUAGAAGGAGAGAUCGUCAUUGGGGUUUGUGCCAAAGGAGUCAACGUCUACGAGGUUAAAGAUGGCGGCAGAUCCACCAAUCAGACUUUCUACUGGAGGGAGACGGCAACAAUCUCUUCUAACAGGCGUAAAUUUGUAAUAGAGUGCCGGGGCAGCAAGAAGAGGUACACCUUCAUCACAGAGAGAUCGAAGGUGGCCACAUAUCUGUGUAACCUCUGUUCAGCCCAACACAAGUUCAACAAUGAGAUGAGCUCUCGCCAGCUGAGCCACAGCCUGGUUUCAGAGGAGAACAUUGUGCAGUACGCGGCAGUGUGUCGCGCACAGAGCAGCCUGCACAAGUCCUACUCCAGUUCAGAGAUGCCACAGGAUGACAGCGGUCUGACCACGCCUCAGGACGAGCCCCUGAACAAGCUGUGUGAUGACGUCAACGCCAGGAUCGUGGCACGCAUUAAACAGCAGCGCCUCAAUGAGCAGAGUACCUGCUCCAGCAGUCAGCGCAGCAGCACUGGUAUGCAUUCCCCGGCCUGCUCUCAGAGGAGCGGAUCUGAAGCUCUUUCUGGCUCCCCAGCAGCCAGAGAUACCCCAACAAAACUAGGGUCAUCGCCAGAGAGAGAAGUCAUAUGUGUUUCUUUAAAGAAAGACCCAAAGCUUGGCCUGGGUGUCGUGAUAGUGGGAGAGGACACCGUGGGCCAUUAUGACUUGGGCGUCUUUGUUGCUUCCAUUGUGCCUGGCGGACCCGCUGAUAAGGACGGACGCAUCCGACCAGGUGGUCGUCUGAUCUCUCUGAACCACAUCAGCCUGGAGGGCGUCACCUUCAGCGAGGCAGCGGAGGUCAUGCAGAGCAGCCCCGAGGAGGUGCAGCUCAUUAUCUCACAGCCAAAAGUGGGCCUCAGUCCCAACAGUGUGCGCUCUCCUGUGUUGAGGAAUUACGAGUCCCAGACCACGUUGAUGGCGGACGGCCGAUCGGGAGACGACAGCUUGGAUGAGCUUGUUUCGGUCAUGAUGACACCGAAGACCGGCAACAGGCUUCACGUCCCCCGAGAAGUACGAAUCCUUGGUGCACAGGACUGCUGCUCUCUGUCUCCCCCUCUGAACUGCAUGAGGCCAGAGGAGAUCCCUGUGGAGCUCAGAAAGAUAUCAGGAAGUCUGGGAAUCAGCAUCUCUGGUGGCGUCAACACUAACUUUCCUAAUGGAGGAAUCUACAUAAGAAGUCUUGUUCAAGGAGGGGCUGCUGAGAGAGACAGACGUCUACAGUCAGGUGACAGACUGAUGGAGGUGGAUGGGAUUAGCUUCCACGGCUUCACCUACCAGCAGGCUGUGGAGCGUCUGAGUAACACUGGGGAGGUGGUAACCUUGGUUGUGGAGAGGGUGUUGAUGAACAUACCCAGGGUUUCCACAUUCAGCAGCGGAUCCAAUCAGAGCAUCAGUCCAACUACCAGCCCGCUAAGGUUCAACAGCUGCUCGUCCAUCAGUACAACUCCAAAUGCGAUCUCCAGGGACUACAGCUUUGUCAAUGACGACAACACCCAGGAAGUGACUCUGACUAAGAAUGCCAACGGCCUGGGCUUCAGCUUCCUCAUGUGUGAGCUGGAUCCGCCCACUCGGGACUUUGGCAGCCUGGUCCGGAUAAAGCAGCUUUACCCCGGCCAGCCGGCCCAGCAGAGCGGCAGGAUCCGGGAGGGAGACGUGCUGUUGGCCGUCAACGGCCAGUCACUCAAGGAGCUGUCCUAUCCAAGGGUGCUAAAGCUCUUCAAGACUGCACCACCUGAGGUUCGACUGACUCUCAGUCGGCCUGCACCAGGGAUCCUUCCUUCCAUUGAUCAGUUUACUGGCACAUGAGUGAUGUCACAGUGUCACACAGCAGCGGCACUCAGGGAUGUUCAGAAGCAACACCUCGCUUCCUGACCAAUGAGGAAGUGGUGAUGGAGACCGAAGAAAUACUGAGCGGUAGAGGUGUUUCGAUCAGCGCGUUAAGCCGAUCCAAUCGAUGGGACUCCGACACUGCUGAGAGGCAUACUGAAGAAACAGUGACGGAGCAGGAGAGCGGAGAGGUUGGAGGCUGAAUGUAGAUGGAUUUGUGGAAGCAACAGUUCAAUAAAAAUGAAAUCUAAAAGAGGCAUUUUAUUGACACUGAAAAAGAAGACGACGGAAAUCAACUUUAAAAGAAUUAUUGGUACAAAUGUUGUUGAGGACACAAAAAGUCCACACAUAUGGAGAAUAUGUUGAAAUUGUGAAUGCCAUUUCUCUGUCAUUAAAAAUAAUUUAAACGUU